CGGGAUAGUCUGUUGUCUCACUUCCAAGAUGCACUACGUGCGUGUUCCAGUAAGACCCUGGCUGCCCAAGACAACACACAGGUGUGCUUACCCCUGUACAGGAACCUGGUCCUCAUGGAGAGGGUCUCCAACAAGUAAGUACCAACAUCCGUAACCAAGACAACACACAGGUGUGCUUACCCCUGUACAGGAACCUGGUCCUCAUGGAGAGGGUCUCCAACAAGUAAGUACCAACAUCCGUAACCAAGACAACACACAGGUGUGCUUACCCCUGUACAGGAACCUGGUCCUCAUGGAGAGGGUCUCCAACAAGGUUAGUUCAGCACGAGGAGUGUGUAAGCGCCUACUAAAGGCCUGUCCAGGCUCUGUGCCCCUGUACCUGCUGCUGGCUGAGGUGGAAGCCAGACAUGGGACCAGUCAGGACACACUCAACGUUCUUCAAGAAGCUACUUCAAGACAUGAACAGAGUGCAGAAAUACAUCUUGCCUUGGCCAAGUGUCUACUCUCUCAGGGUGACAAGGAAAGUGCUCUUGGUGCUCUAGUAAACUGUGUGGAGGCUUUCUUCAACAUAGAAGAUUCUUCAGAAGAACACACACCACAAAGACUCUACAGCAAACUCCUUGGCCAGCCCCUGCCACUGGGUUACACUGCACCACCGUACGCAGAUGGACUGGACCAUUCCACUGUGAGGGGGGAGCAGCUUUACCUGUAUCUCAACUACAGCUUGUUGCUGGGUCUCCAGGGUGAUAAUGCCAGCUCAGCGGAGGUGUACGAGGCAGCCAUCUGUAGUCUCACCAGCACCCGGGAUGUACAGACAGUCUGGAUGGAGUAA
Molecule: messenger RNA, 832 nt
Organism: Branchiostoma floridae (Florida lancelet)
Lineage: Eukaryota; Metazoa; Chordata; Leptocardii; Amphioxiformes; Branchiostomatidae
Product: zinc finger C3H1 domain-containing protein-like
Exons: 7
Coding region: 293-832 (179 amino acids)
Cellular component (GO): exosome (RNase complex); nucleus
Molecular function (GO): protein binding
Source: RefSeq, a predicted model, not a curated record